Thelazia callipaeda (thelaziosis nematode) is the source of this 4326-nucleotide messenger RNA. NCBI's taxonomy places the organism in Eukaryota, Metazoa, Nematoda, Chromadorea, Rhabditida, Thelaziidae. The record is from the annotation of a GenBank genome assembly.
AUGAUAUCAGAGCGGAUAGAAGAUAUGCAUACAGAUCCGUCACUUCCAACAUGGUUUCAAGAAUUACGACAUGUAGAGAAGAUUAUUGGCAUUAAAGAAGAAAUUGUUGACAGAGAUUUAUGGAAGAAGUUCUCUAAAGAACGUAUGAAAACAGUGUCCGUAGCUCUUGUAUUAUGUCUUAAUAUUGGUGUCGAUCCACCAGAUAUCCAGAAACCGAAUCCAUGCGCUAAAAAAGAAUGUUGGAUCGACCCUGCUGGAAUGGAUCCUCAUAAAGCGGUUGUUAAAAUAGCCAAUGCUUUGCAAAAAAGUUACGAGCGUUGGCAACCGCGUGCAAGAUAUAAGACAGCUACUGAUCCAACCGUUGAUGAUAUUAGGCGUCUAUGUCAGAGUUUAAGACGUAAUGCCAAAGAUGAAAGAAUUUUGUUUCAUUACAAUGGACAUGGUGUUCCACGUCCAACUGAAAAUGGAGAAAUAUGGGUUUUCAAUAAAAACUUUACCCAGUACAUUCCGCUUUCAAUCUAUGACCUGCAGACAUGGAUGGGUCAUCCAGGCGUGUAUGUUUGGGAUUGUCAUUGUGCUGGCUUAGCUGGUAAUAUUUUGAAUCAGUUUUUAAAAUCUUUCCAUCGAUUUGCUGAGGAUCAUGAAAAAGAAUGGGUAAAGCAACUAGAUGAACAUAAGGAAACGCGCCCACCUCCUUUACCUAUAAUACAAACUGAAAUGAGUCUUGAAGAACAAGCAUGUGCUUUUGGAUUUCGGAAGAAACCAAAUUUUAAAUUAGCAACUUUAUUACUUGUUUUCAAUUUCGAGGAAUGCAUUCAUAUCGGAGCUUGCGGAGACAAUGAAUUGCUUCCAAUGGAUUCAAGAUUACCUGCUGACCUUUUUACUUCCUGUAUUUUAACACCGAUCCAGACUUCAGUGUUGUGGUACAUCAUGAAAAACCACUUAGAAGACAGAUUUCCUGUGACCAUAAUUGACAAAAUUCCUGGUCAACUUACUGAUCGUCGAACAAUGCUUGGUGAACUUAAUUGGAUUUUCACAGCGAUUACCGAUACCAUAGCAUGGAUUUCACUUCCCAAAGAAUUAUUCCAAAAACUUUUCCGACUUGUUCGUUUAAGAAUUUUUUUUGCAGUUGCUUUUUAUGAAGAUUUACUGCUUGCGUCGGUUUUUCGAAGUUUUGUAUUAGCGGGUCGAAUAAUGCAUGACAAUCAUUGCCAUGUAGUUUCUCUUCCAGCUUUACCAUCUCUUCACGGUCAUCCUUUGUGGGAAGCUUGGGAUUACACUAUUGACUUGUGUCUGAGUCAAAUACACGGUUUUACAAUUCCCAAGCAAAAUCUUUGGUGUGUUGCGAAAGAAAUAUAUUUCUCACGUUCAUCUGUCCGUCAUGAACUGCUAGUCGAUGUGAGUUCUUACUUUGCGCCAAUUGAUGAAGCAGAUUACACUCACAAUUGGUUUUUCGUCGAGCAGUUAUUAGCAUUUGAAGUUUGGCUUAAAUACGGAGGUGAAAGACGAACUCCUCCACAACAGCUUCCUGUUAUUUUACAAGUGCUGUUGAGCCAGGUACAUCGAGUGAAAGCUCUGGAGCUUUUGGCCCGGUUUCUAGAUUUGGGUUCAUGGGCUGUCGGCCAUGCUCUAUCUGUUGGUGUGUUUCCAUAUGUGCUGAAGUUGCUUCAAAGUGCAACAAAAGAAUUGCGGCCCUGGCUAGCUUUUAUUUGGGCUAAAAUUCUUGCUGUGGAAACAAACUGUCAGGUAGAUCUUACCAAGGAUAAAGAAAAAGGAUAUACUUAUUUUUUAACGAUUCUUAAUGAUCCCAAUACUGAUCCGAGGCAAAAAGUUGUUCCGGCAUUUGUAAUGGCUGCUUUAAUAGAGAACAAUUACAGACCUGCGCAAGAACUGCUUACUGAAAACAGUUAUGUGACUCUUUGCGUUGAACUUUUAUCCGAUGCAACACCACGAAAUUGCAGACUUUUACGUUUGUGGCUACUAAUUGGUCUUGGGCGACUCUGGGCCGACUAUGAUGACGCUCGAUGGCAGGCAAUUAGAUUAGCUGCUUAUGAAAGAGUUCUUGAGUUUCUUGAUGAUUCAGUUCCUGAGGUGCGUACUGCUGCAGUGUAUGCAAUCGGGUGUCUUAUAAGAAAUAGAUCAGAAAAUAUUGAGCACGCAACUAUUAUUGAUCAUGAAGUCUGCGACAAACUUUCAACAAAGUGUACAUUUGAUGGUUCUGUACUUGUUCGUGCUGAACUGGUUGUUGCAAUGCAGUGGUUCAUCAUUGAUUUUGAAAAUCGCUUUGCAAAUCUUUCAAUGGAUCUCAACGAAAAAAUCGAACAGAACAAAUGUAGAGAAAGGAAAUUUUCGGCGGGAGAACAAGAAAUGAAGCAUUUGCGCUCUAUCGAUGAAGAAAAUGAUGCCUUUUUAUCUCGUGGCUAUGAUCGAAGCCUUCCAAGAUCUGCUUCUCGAAGGCGAUAUCAUUUUUUGGACACUUCAUCAGAUUCGCCGCGAAGAUCCAGUUCAAUGAACUUUGUGUCUGGAAUGGUGGCAGAUAAAGUUCAUGUACCAUGGAGAUCAACUUUUGAUGAGAGUGUGUAUUGCGACUUUUCCUCCAAAACUUUGGCGUCUUCAAAAAAUAUGCACACUUUAAGUUUUAAAAAUAAAGCAAUUAAACAAAUUGCUUUUUUGGAAUCAAAAACAUUUAACGAUCAGUCAGAGCGUAUAUGGCUCUCACUUCUUAGACUUUCUCUGGAUCCCGUAAAAAAAAUCGGUGAAAUGGCUCAGGUACUUAUUGAACAUGUCGAUAAAUUAGCUACAACGAAACAUGAAAAAAGAAAAAUGAGCUGUCUUGAGCGAACAUCGUCGAUCAAUAAAUUAGGAAUUCAUGUAUUUCAGCAGUCUGAAUCAUCAGUAGAACCAGUAACGUUCACUAUCGGUUCUCCGCCAUCAGAGUUAGCGGUGGCACCAUCAUUUUCAGAAGGUCGCAUUCGUAUGAAUUCAGACGAUUCAUCAUCAGCUUUAGAUCUUCGAAAUAUGACAAAACUAGAUGAAAGUUCUCUAAUGGAUAAGCAACCAGUAGUUCCUCUAGUAUCAACUGAAUUCGUGCCAUGGUGUACGAGGCGAUUCACUGAACCUAUUUUAGAUGUAAUACAAGGAGAAGCUGGCGAUGGCCUAACUGAUCGACUGGCAACUCAUUCUAUGCCCAGCGAUUGGGCGUUACAUAGAGAUGAAGGUUUAAAACAGACGUCAAGAAAACAAAGUCUGGCCCUUAAAAAAGAGAGAAUAUUAUUUGAUGCACAUCCACCGACUAUCAGAACAACCGGGGCUUGCAGUUGUUUAGCUUGGAGUCAGCUUAGGCCCCAUUUAUAUUCAUGCAGUAAGGAAAAGGUUACGAUUUGGCAUUGUGAACCACAACGAAUAUAUGAUGUGAGAAAGUUUGUAUAUCAUGACGAUCACCCUUACACUGAUGAACUUGUGACUGAUUUAUUCGUCAUCAAUGAAAUGACGCGUGAAUUAUUGAUGACAUGCAGCGAUGAUGGAUUAAUGAGAAUUUGGGAUCCGGGUUAUUCCAUUUACUCAUAUGAGUUCGAUGCAAAGCAGCAAAUGAUAACAGCUGCUUAUCUUUUAAAAGAUACAUCAGUUAACAUUACAAUGAAUAAAUCUCUUGCAUCUGUUUAUAGUUGGAGUCAAAAACGUGGUCUAAUAGCAGUUUCUGGUAAUGUGAAAGUAUGUCGUUUGUGGGAUGUUCAUGCAGAAAAAGGCAUGCAAGAUAUUCAAAUUGGAAUGAAGAAUUGUGCUGUCACAAAACUGAGUUUGGAGAGCUCAGAAAGCAAGCUUCUUGCAGCUGGUCUUAGCGAUGGACUAGUAAAUAUUUAUGAUCUGCGAUUACCUGAUAAAUCACGACGUACGAUAUCAUUUAGAGAGCUGCAAGAACCAGUAAUUGGACUGUCAUUUUUCUAUAAUCUACAAAAUAACUCUUCAGAAGGAAACUUGAGACUAAUUGCUGGUUCAAGGGAUGGUGAAAUACGCUUGUGGGAACCAAGAAUGUUUAAGGAGCCAGUGUUGGGUUUCAACGUUUGCAGUUCAUCUAAAAAAAACAGUCUAACAAGUAUGGAAAUCCACACUUAUGGACAGAUCAUUGGUUGUAUCGAUGAUGCUGCUGUCGUGAAGUUAUUCGAUGUUAGUGGUAAGAAACUGAAUGAGUUUCGUCAAGAUGAUUGGGUGAUUAGUGGUCGAAUCGGAACUUUGUCAUCCAUGCGCUUUCAUCAGUUGCUUGUAUCAUUUGCAGUCGCAACUCAGGGUGGUGCAAUUACUUUCUAUCGAAUGCCAGAUUUGUCGUAA